Molecule: messenger RNA, 3163 nt
Organism: Drosophila virilis
Lineage: Eukaryota; Metazoa; Arthropoda; Insecta; Diptera; Drosophilidae
Gene: slim
Product: scruin like at the midline
Biological process (GO): positive regulation of stress-activated MAPK cascade
Molecular function (GO): protein binding
Source: RefSeq, a predicted model, not a curated record
GUGUUAUUUGAACUGCAGCUGGAAUGAUGUGUGUGUGCGGUGCUUAAGUGGAAUCAAAUGUGCAAUAAUAAUAUUAAAAACAAAAAGAAAACAAUACGCUAAACUACAAACAUUACAAAGCAGAUUUGUAUAAGACUAUUACAAAUAUUUAGCUAAAGGUUGUUUCUGUGCUUAGUGCGUAAAUUUUCCAACAUUCACAAUCCCAUAGUACAUACAAACAUACAUACAUAUACAUAACGUAACAUGUGUGAGCGCGAGUGAGAGCAAAACGUCAACAUGACAGCAACAACAAUAGCAACAGCAGAGUAAAAGAGAGAGCCCCCAGCCAGCUGUGCAGGUCGUCGUGGUCGAUUUCUGUUUUUAGGCUCCCCCAAUAAGGAACAAAAUUUUUCAGUCAAAAUUUUGUUAUUUACAUUGAGCUGCGGCUAAAACGGGUGUCACAGAAUAAAUAUUAUCAAAAAAUUGUUCGUUAUUGAAUUGAAGGUUGUACUACGAAUUGUUAUGCACAUAUUCAAUCUUUACAAACUCAAGUGCAUCAUUUUACACAAACUGCGUCACACUUGGACAUUCGUUGUAUUUGUCGCCAAGCUACUCGAUAAUUGGUAUCGCAGAGCGAUCAAUCACCAAGAGCAGCUCCAACAUAAUAAUAACAACAACAAUAACAACGUAAUGGAACAAGAAGUGCAAGAUGAGGCGGCAGCAGCUCCAGAGGCUCCGGAGGCAAUUGCCAAUGCAAUUAUUGCGGACGAGCCAAUGGAUGCCAGCGAUGUGGAGAACGAAGAUGCUGAUGAUGAAAUCGAUAUCGAUGAAGACGACGGUGACGUCGAUGACGAUGACAACGAUUUAAGUGAUGAAGAUGAAUCCGAUCCCGAACUGGAGGAAAUGUAUUCGGAUAACGAUUGGACAACAUCUAACGAUGAGAGCGAAAUGUCCACAACCAUAUCGAAUGUGGGCCUGGGACCCAUAGAGCCACUCAUACCACAAACAGCCCGACCCAUGUACAGCUUCCAGCCAGCACGUCUGAUCAAAUGUCAGUUCAAGGACAAGCAUUGCAUUGGUGGCUUUCCACUUGGACGCAGUGGUCAUCGCAUUAUUGCAUCCAAAUCGCAUCUCUAUUCGCUUGGUGGCUAUAAUCCGCGCAGUGCGUUGACUGCCGCCAGACGCGGCAGAUGUCUGCUCUUCCAGGAGCUCUGGAGCUACAAUUUCGCCACAAAUCAUUGGUCGCUGGAGCUAAACGCAGACAAUGCCAGCAAUAUGCCCACAGAGCUGGCCUCCAACGCGCUUGCCAUUCACAAUGAUGUGCUGAUUUCGCAUGGCGGCACUGGCUAUCCCUUUGGAGAGUCGUGCUCGAAUGAUUGCUACGUGUACCGCACAAGCGAAGGCAAUGCCGGCGUGGAGCGUUUAAAGGUUAGUGGGGAUUUGCCGACAGCUCAGUACGGACCGGGCAUUGUCAUACACAAGCAUUAUUUGUACACUAUUGGCGGCACGACGGGAUUCGAUUAUUCAUGCGAUGUGUAUCGCUUGGAUUUGCGCACCAAGGUCUGGGAGAACGUAUACAUAUGUCGGCCGGAGAUGCGUGACGAUCCGGAGGGGCGCUAUCGGCACGAGGUCGUCUACGAUGGCAAACACAUCUUUGUGCUCGGCGGCGGCACCUCAAACUCAGUGUACGAUCUGCAGCGCAUACCGGCCUACAAUUUGGACGCAAAUAGCUGGGAUUAUUUUGAUACGCUGCCGGAUCGCAAGAGUGGGGCCUGGAGCCAGAACGACAAGGGCUAUCCGAGACCGCGCAAAUGCUUCUCCUGUGUGCAGCAUCAGUCCUCCAACGGCGACAUCGAAGCUUUUAUUACCGGGGGACUACAAGGUGAUUUCUCGACGUACUUCUCAGACAUCUGGAAGCUGAACUUGCGCACCAAGCAGUGGUCCAUCAUACAGACGGCCAGCCUGCCACGUCCCUUGUACUUCCACUCGGCGGCACAUUCGGACAAUGGCUGCAUGUAUAUCUUUGGCGGCAUUGAGUACAACGAUAAGGAGACAUUGAAGCGCCGCAAUGAUCUCUACAAGAUGUGGAUGACCAUACCAAAGCUAAGCGAAAUAUGCUGGGAUGCUAUCACCUAUUACAAUGAUAAUCUCGAUCUGUACGAUCGCCAGACUCUGCUCAGUGCCGGUAUACCCAAGAGCUUUACAGAUCGUCUGCCCCCGCAGAGACCGGACGUCGUGAAUGGGGACCCGAGCGCAGCUAUAGUGACAUCAUUGUACUCGAUUGCGAAACGCGCCCGAUCCCAAAUGCAAUAAUUGGCUAGGUUCAGCAGCUUUACAUCCCAAUCCCUGCCCAAAAAUAAAGUUGUGAAUUGAGAAUGUGGCGUGAGUGAUUGCCCCUGUGUUGUUGGAGCUAUGUUCGUUUUCGUUUAAAUUGAAAAACAAACCAAAAGGAACAAAAACAGGACAUUAUUUAGUUUUUUUGAGCGCGCGCUGUGAUCGAUUACGAAGGACAUUUAUAUUUAUACAUGUGUGUAUUUUAAUAUUUCGUAGACUCGAAUUGAAAGGCGAACAUGUUUAGCAUGUAAAUAAGACGUAAUUUAGUUUAGAUAGCGGAACAAGACAGAAUGACAGGAGGCAAUUAGUAUGGAAACUCUAAACAAUAACAAAAGAACAGUCAGCGCACAACCCACGAGUCCACAAACCUACACUCAAGUAAGACCCCUAGCUAUAGCCAUACGAAUACUAUAAUACCAGUAUAUCCUUCCAAGUAUUGCUGUAUUACUCACAUCCACGCACCCCCCACCCCCCGCCCCCUGCUGCAUUUGCAGAAUUUCAAGCACAGCCCCGACUAACCCCCGAAGGCUACACCAAACAAUGUCAUAUAGAGGAAGUAUGUGCCAGAGGCAGGCAGUUAGCGAGAACAUUUCGUUUCGCUGGGGUUCUCGCCAAUUGGCCAAUAUAUAGAGAUAAACGUACAUACAUACUUCCAAUGUAUUUUUUUUGUCAAAGUGUACAUAAUAUAUAGAUAUAGUAAUAUUUAAUUAUUAAACUAAGUUUUGCGUCUUUAUUGCGGCAUCUUCAGCCCAACAUUAACACAAAGUUUGCUCGAUAUUAUAAUAUAUAUAUAUAAUAGCCCAGGCUACAAAUUUGGUUCAUUCUAAGUUAAUAAACGUUUUUAAUGUAA